UGUGAAAUUCAAAGAAGAUUACUUUGGGUUGACUUGACUGUAAUUGUCUGAAAUCAGUCGCGUCGUCGUCGCCUCAGACCAACCCUUACUUCCCUCUCAUCUCAUCUCUUAUUUUUAUUCAGAGCAUAUGAACGCUAUUUUCUCGGAUUGAAUUUUCCUUUCUGCACAUGUAUACAUCGCACGCCGAGAGCUCGCCAUUUCGUGGAUGCUAAUUUCUCCACUGGAUAUUCAAGCUCUCUGCUCCAAUCCACGCCGAUCAUACGAUUAACACGGAAUUCAGAUAAAAGUGCUUAGAAAUUAGAGAGAAUUAUAACAGCUAGCAACACCUACACCUAAUCCGAAUAAUCAAUGGCAAUGGCAAUGGCAAUGGCAUUUCUUCGUGAUGUGGUGGUUGUGUUAGUAGUAUCAUUGGCUGUGCAAGCAGAGGCCCAGCAAAGCUACGUAAACAACAAGCAGCUCAACUGCGAACAAAGCCCCAACACCACUCUAGGAUUCGUGUGCAACGCCGCCACCUCGUGCACCGCCUACCUCACCUUCCGAUCCACCCCCACCUACAACACCCCCGUAACCAUCGCCUACCUCCUCUCCGCCAACGCCUCCCAGAUCGCCACCGCCAACAACAUAUCCGACCUCACCCCUCUCCCCACCGACAGCCUCCUCAUCGUCCCCGUCCCCUGUUCCUGCUCCUCCAGUUACUACCAGCACAACGCCUCCUACACCCUCAAAUCCCGGGACGAGACCUACUUCUAUGUCGCCAACAACACCUACCAGUCCCUCUCCACCUGCCAAGCCCUCAUGGCGCAGAACCCCUACGAUCUCCACCACCUCCUCCCCAAAAUGACGCUCGCCGUCCCCCUCCGCUGCGCCUGCCCCACUCCCUCCCAGACCGCCGCCGGCUUCACGUCCCUCCUCACCUACCUCCUCCGUCAGGGGGAGGACGCCAACUCCAUUGCUGCCAAGUUUGCAGACGCUGGAGCCGACGUCCCCGCCAUCAUGAAUGCUAACAUGCUCAACCAAACCUCAACCAUCUUCUACUUCACUCCACUCCUCGUCCCUCUCAAAACCGAGCCAACUCUCCAAAACACCAACACCAACACCACCCCUACCCCCUCCCCUCCACAGCCUCUCCCCCCAACCAACCCUGACUCUUCCCACAAGUGGAUUUUCAUCGGUGUGGGAAUUGGGGCUGCUCUUUUGGUAAUCCUUUCCGUGAUCGCUCUAGUUUGGUUAUUUCGCCAUCGCCGCCGCAGCCACAAAUCCUCCAAUCCUCUGCCUACAGAGGAGGCGCCGCUGCCAUUGUCAGAGUUAUCCCAAGGCAUCCGGAGCGCAAUGGAAACUCUGAGCUUAUAUAAACUGGAGGAAUUGGAGAUUGCCACGAACUCCUUUGCAGAAUCCAACAGAAUUGCAGGAAGCUCAGUGUACCAUGGCUGGUUCAACGGCAAUGAGGCCGUGGUGAAGGUAAUAAAAGAAGACGUCUCGGGCGAGAUCAAUACGCUGAGACAGAUAAACCAUUCCCGCAUCAUCAGGCUGUCGGGCUUCUGCCUUCACCAGGGCACCACCUAUCUCGUCUACGAGUACGCCCACAACGGCUCUCUCAAGGAUUGGCUGCACAAGCCUCGCCUUGAUUGGAAACAACGGCUCCAGAUAGCCUACGACGUGGCCGAUGCCUUGAAUUACCUCCACAACUUCACCAACCCUCCUUACAUCCACAAGAAUCUCACCACCGCCAACAUCCUCCUCGACUCCAACAUGCGUGCCAAGCUUGCCAAUUUCCGCCUGGCCAGGGCCUUGGAAUUCGACAAGGUCACCACCAGACAUGUGGUGGGCGCGCAGGGAUACAUGGCGCCCGAGUACAUAGAGACAGGCCUCCUCACUCCCAAACUCGAUGUCUUCUCCUUUGGGGUGGUCAUGCUGGAGCUCCUAUCCGGGAGGGAGGCCGCUGCAGAUAAGUUGCACGAGAGCAUAGGCCUGGUGUUGAGCGGAGACAAUGUGAGGGACAAGCUGCAAGGAUUCAUGGAUCCCAAUCUCGACUACCCCUUGGAGCUUGCCUACUCCGUGGCUCAGUUUGCUCACAGCUGCGUAGCUCACAAUCUGGAUGUGCGGCCCCCCAUCUCGGAAGUCUUGCUGGCUCUCUCCGCUCUGCUCUCCUCAUCCACCGACUGGGAGGAGGAUACGUCCCUCACCUUCACCGACUAGCUAUCUAUCUCUAGUUUGUACUACAUCACAAUACAGUAAAGGAAUCAAAGACACAAUUAAAGAAAAUGGAUUUGGUGUUUUUUUGGCUAUAAUUCCUUGUGGAUUAGAUAUCGAAAUGAUGAAGCCUGUUCCAACCAAUACACAUACUUUUCCAAACGCAAUACUUCAACUUCUGUUAUCUUCUGUGAUCCUUGGGAGAUGCUGCUGAAAAGACGUCCGGUAGAGUGAAAGAAGACGACGUUCGAAACGCAAUAUUUGAACUUCAAGUGUGGCAAUCUCUCUCACCAGUUCGGCGGAAGGAUGCAGAUAACAAUCAACAUGCAACCAAUAUAUAAGUCUACAUAAAGUUUCAAAGCUGAACUGCUGAAAAGGGCAUGCUUAUUUUUGCAUCCUAAUUCAAGGAAUUGCUGCAUAUAGGUUCUUGUCAUUCCUUUUUGAGCUAAAAACACUGGAAGAAUUUUUACUUCAAGAAGUGCAAUUCUGUAAAAGAGAAGAAAGCUUGAUUCAACAUUACAAGUAGAAAGUAGAAUUCACGAAGUAAAGCAUAGAUGUUGAAUGAGGAGAUCGAAUCAAGUUUACAUGUCUUGUGAAGAGAUGUUUUCUCCCCAAAGGUGUAGCCUUGUAUUUACAAAGCAAACUUGAAUUAGAUAAGAUAGGCAUCCCAACUCAUAUCAACUCUAACAGAGUGCAUAAAAUUAUAUGGGAGGAUGUAAAAGAACGUGUCAUGAUUUUUUAAAAUUAUAUGGGAGUACUAUAUCUUUUUAUUUGCUAUGUAUUUCAUUUUUAGCUUUUAAUUUCUUUA
Molecule: messenger RNA, 2998 nt
Organism: Salvia splendens (bonfire salvia)
Lineage: Eukaryota; Viridiplantae; Streptophyta; Magnoliopsida; Lamiales; Lamiaceae
Product: protein LYK5
Exons: 2
Coding region: 349-2196 (615 amino acids)
Biological process (GO): protein phosphorylation
Molecular function (GO): ATP binding; protein kinase activity
Source: RefSeq, a predicted model, not a curated record